Molecule: messenger RNA, 1122 nt
Organism: Astyanax mexicanus (Mexican tetra)
Lineage: Eukaryota; Metazoa; Chordata; Actinopteri; Characiformes; Acestrorhamphidae
Product: 4-galactosyl-N-acetylglucosaminide 3-alpha-L-fucosyltransferase 9-like
Exons: 2
Coding region: 1-1122 (373 amino acids)
Cellular component (GO): membrane
Molecular function (GO): alpha-(1->3)-fucosyltransferase activity
Source: RefSeq, a predicted model, not a curated record
AUGCUUUAUUCAUCAAAAGCACAUCAAGUUGUCCUGAUAGUAACAUGCUGGCUCAGUGGAAUUGCCACUUGUUUGCUGUUUCUCCAGUACAGCCAAAGUAACUUUCAAUCUUUAGUUUUUCCUUCAAAACAAGGAAAAACCUUGAGUGAAAUAAGCUUGGAUGACAUUCCUAAAGAGGUUACCACUCCAGCUGUUCAGAAAGAUAAACCCAUCUUAUUGCUUUGGGUCUGGCCUGAAAACUACAGAUUUGACUUAAGCGACUGUCAAACCUAUUACAACAUCGAUGGAUGUCGUAUUAUAGAUGAUCGGAACCUGUACAACCAGGCAGACGCGGUGCUUAUCUUCCACAAAUCUAUCAGUUGGGAUCUAUCUAACCUGCCGCCAUCUCCUCGCCCUGCUUUCCAGAGAUGGAUUUGGUUCCAUGUUGAAUCGCCAACCAACACUCAUCGUAUUCCAGGGUUGGAGAACCUCUUCAACCUCACCCUCAGUUACAGACGUGAUGCCGAUAUCUCUGUACGAUAUCCGCUCACUGUCAGCAAAACGCCAAUCAAGGGGUUCGAGAUUCCCAAGAAAGACAAGCUUGUCUGCUGGUUUGUGUCCAACACCAACCCCAGUACUGGAACCGGGACCAGGAUGAAGUUCUACGAAGAGUUCAAGAAACAUAUCAACAUAGACAUCUUCGGUAACAUGGCCGGGAACCACUUGAAAGAUGAGGAAUACUUCCCUACCAUGUCCAGCUGUAAGUUCUACCUGUCCUUUGAGAAUUCCAUCCACAAGGACUACAUCACAGAGAAGUUCAAUGGCCCAGUUUCCGUUGGGACUGUGCCUGUUGUGUUGGGUCCACCAAGAGAAAACUAUGAACAGUUUGCUCCACAUAAUUCAUUCAUUCAUGUGAACGACUUUGCUAGUCCUUUAGACCUAGCCAAUUAUCUGCUUCAACUGGACAAGGACGACGAGGCCUACAGUCGCUACUUUGACUGGAGAAAACAUGUGAAUGCAACUCGUCAUCUAAACAAUUUGAAACAAGAGUUUGUUACGUACAUUUGCCAUGCCUGUGAAUACAUUGGGGUUCACAAGGAGUAUAAAGAAGCUCACGAUAUCUACAAGUGGUAUUUUUCAUGA